Molecule: messenger RNA, 351 nt
Organism: Rotaria sp. Silwood1
Lineage: Eukaryota; Metazoa; Rotifera; Eurotatoria; Philodinida; Philodinidae
Source: the annotation of a GenBank genome assembly
AUGGAUUCAAAAUUAGAUUGUGUCGAUGCCACUGACGAGCAACGUAAGCAUAUCGAUAAUCCUGAUUGGUGCUACAGCAUGUCAUCAAUCGACUGUUCCGAGGUUGCAUGUGGCGAAAAACAAGCAUAUUCAUGUGGAGAUGGACAAUGCCUUUCAUGGCGUGAACGUUUUUACAAUGAUCGUACGCCAUUUUGUAAAAAUGGACUCGGCUUUUUCGGUAUAUGUGAAUCAAUAGGCUUUGUUACGAAAGCCACAGGCGAUUGCUUCGGUUGGUUCUUCGUUACAAUAACCAACAUGUCGGUACCAUGCGAUAAACUGGUGCGAUGUGCUGCAGUGGCUGAUUAUGGGUAA